UUCAUUGAUAUCAUUCGUGUUGGAGCUCGAUGUCUUUAAACUUAAACUAAAUUUGUGCGGUUCUUGUAAAGAAGGCAACAAAAUUAAAAAGAGUGCUAGCUAAGUGGAUAGUGGAAAAGCCCAUUGAAUAUUUUGAACUCCUGAACCUGAAGUUCAAUUCUUUUCAGUUUAAAAAUAACAUCAAUUUCUGUAAUCAGUCCUCAAAACAAAGUGUUACUUAUAAAGUGUGUAUAUUAUAUGCAUCUUUGGUGCCUUGGCUUUGGCUUUCUGUUUCAGUUUCAGUUUUCCUAGAUGUGCAAACCUUGAAAUUUGUGCAAAAAAGUGCAAAUAUCUUUUCCUCUUCUUUUUUUGUUGAGUGUCCUUAAAGAGAAAAAAAAAGUCUUAUUUUUUGGAUUCUUUCCUAAUUAAUUGUAAAUCAAGAAUAGACGUACCUACAUCAUCAUAACGACUAUCAUGGCACAAGGUGGUACAGCAGCAGUCGACCUUGCAGGUGCAGCAGCCGUAGUGGAUCGUGCUGGUGCAGCAGCAGAUCAUCCCCAUGUUCACUUUGACACAGCCAGCCUAAAAGAAGACUUUGAAUCGGAUAGCAGUGUAACAUACAAGCGGUCUGGUGAUACCAUUGUCGUCAGUUUGGGCUUCCUUCAGAUCAAUCACAGAUAUUCGAUAGAUCUCAAAUUGCCCGCAACAGUAUUUGGCCAAAUUGACUGUCUAACAUUAUCACAGUUUGUACCUGAAGUCAGUACGGUUCCUAAUCUCAAUUGCAGAAUAACAGAAUUCUCCGGUGUCAAAGAUGAUCAACAUGAUUUUUUCGAUAUGAAAAUUGAAUUUUUCGCCUACAAAGAGAAACUAUUGCGCGAAACAUUGACCAUUCAGAAUUCAAAGAACUCCGAAGAGAUAUUUAAGCUAUUGAUAGCUGCUCGAGUUUUGGGAAAAGGCAAGGGCACACCCAUGCUAAGGACUGGUAUCCAUUGCAUAGGAUCGGAAAAAGAUGAUGACGAAUCGGAGGCGUCUGAUUUUUCUGGCUUCGGAAAAGGUAAACUAAAAUGAGAAGAAUCUUCACUCUGCCCUGCCUUUCCAUAAAUAUUCAAAUAUUUUAACACCAACAAAUAACAAACUUUCCAAACUAAAUUAGGGGAAAACUUAAACUUUAAUUUUCAACGCAAAACAAAAAUCUAACCUGCUAAAACUGGACCAAUAGAUGACUAGGAAUUAUUUUAAUUUCAAAUAUUUUCCAUGAAAAAUAAAAAAAAAAGAAUUGAAUAAAACUUACUGCUGUUUAGAAGCUGUCUUUUCUUAUUGCAAAUGGUGCUACAUUGUCUUGAUUUAUUAAUUAAAAAGAAAAAUAUAUAUAUAAAUAUUAGAAUCAAUCUUUUAUGAAAUUGCACUGAUAUGAAAAUUAAAAUAAAUAAAAACUAUAAAGUAGAGAUAAAUUUAAGUGAAUGCAUAUUAAUUUGUAUGUAAUAUCAUUUUAAAGGAAAAGUCAUAAACGAAACAUUUUAAGAAUGCUAAAACUAUAUAUUUGUAAGAUUUUGAUGUUCAAAACAUUUUAAAAAUUAUAAUAAAUCAAUUAAAAAUAAAUCUUUUAAAUGGUGAAUAA
This is a messenger RNA of Eupeodes corollae, 1597 nucleotides long. Its product is annotated as adipose-secreted signaling protein homolog. Lineage: Eukaryota; Metazoa; Arthropoda; Insecta; Diptera; Syrphidae. The record is from RefSeq and is a predicted model, not a curated record. The transcript is spliced from 3 exons. The coding region runs from base 454 to 1047 and encodes 197 amino acids.